CUGAGCCGGACCAUAGACAUGUCGGAGCGGCGAACGCGGUCCGGAGGGGCUGCCCAGCGGUCUGGACCCAGGACUCCAUUUACUAAGUCUUCGAAGAGGUCCCAGCGGAAAUCUGGUUCAGAUCUCCCAAACAUCUUUCCUGAAAUCUGGCCGAAGACGCCUCAUGCGGCUCCAGUCAGAAAGGCCAUCGUCUUGAAGAAGAUCGUGGCUCAUACAGUAGAGGUCCCAGCUGUCCACACACUUCGAAGGAGUCCUAGGAUAUCUUUUAUCUUGGAAAAAGAAAACAGCCCUCCUCUCAAGGUGCCCACAAAGGAGGAUCUCUUCAAGACCUGUAGUGUCCCUGGCACCCCCACCAGCACCCCAGUGCUGUACACUCACAACGUUGAGUCCAACUCUGGGGAAGGAGAGCUGGACACCAGAGACUUGGAAAUGUCUCAGAAAGUCAGACGAUCAUAUAGUCGGCUUGAGAGGCUCAAUUCUGCCUCAACCUCCACCCCUGGCCGCCGAUCCUUCUUUGGCUUUGAGGGAACUGAAGACUUGCCCCAAGUCUCACCUGUCAUGUGUUCAAAGUUUAUUGAGAUCCCAAAAGUAUCUUCGAAGCCCUUGGUUCCAGAUACGACGCUUCCUGGAAUCUCUCCUCCAGUUGUGAAAGAGAAACGAAGGAAAAAGGUGCCAGAGAUCCUGGCUCCCACAGGCAAACUGAGUGUCCACUCCAAGCAGACCUUGAAAACAGCAAUGCAGCCUGCUGAGCCGCAGAUAGAAGAACCUGAGGAUUCCAGGGAGCCCAGCAUGGAGCAAAAUUUGAACCUGCAGUCGGAACCCACUGUCACAUUCCUGUUUACACUCCUGAACACUCCUGAGCCCAAAGAUGCUGAAUCGGACACGGAGACACUGGAGCACCGGUUCCUGGGUCAGGAAGACUGGGGCCCUAAGCGUACUUCAGCGGAGAUACAGAAUUUGCAGAGGGACUGUAAGAGGCUUCAGGAGGCACUUAACACUAACCAAAGGAACAACCUGGACCUUGAAGAGAGGCUACAAAACCUGCCUACCUCAUUGUACGAGAACAUUGAGGAAACUUUGGUCACUCAGAUGUCAACUGAAGUCUCCCAAGAGGAAGCAGGGGUCACCCAGGAGAAGGCAGGGGUCACCCAGGAGAAAGCACAGGACACCCAGGAGAAAGCACAGGACACCCAGGAGAAAGCACAGGACGCCCUGGAGGAAGCACAGGACGCCCUGGAGGAAGCAGAGGACACCCAGAAGGAAGCCAUGGCUCUCAGGCAGAUGAAGAGGGCUUCUACCCAGCGCUACUUCCUUGAGCCUCUCAUACUGUUGCCAGCAGCCACCCUAUCCCCAGAAAAUAGUGUCUCACAGGGACAGCAAUCAGCCCUGGCCAGGCCUGAGGCCAGAGAAUUGACACCUCUUCAGGAGGCUGCUCCACUACUCAGCCCCUCUUCAAGCUCCAGCAAUAAAGAUCCCCACUGA
Messenger RNA from Phodopus roborovskii (desert hamster), 1482 nucleotides. RefSeq names its product cell division cycle associated 5 (gene Cdca5). NCBI's taxonomy places the organism in Eukaryota, Metazoa, Chordata, Mammalia, Rodentia, Cricetidae. The transcript is spliced from 10 exons. The record is from RefSeq and is a predicted model, not a curated record. The coding region runs from base 19 to 1482 and encodes 487 amino acids.